Molecule: messenger RNA, 2379 nt
Organism: Strongylocentrotus purpuratus (purple sea urchin)
Lineage: Eukaryota; Metazoa; Echinodermata; Echinoidea; Camarodonta; Strongylocentrotidae
Exons: 2
Coding region: 89-520 (143 amino acids)
Source: RefSeq, a predicted model, not a curated record
UCUGAGCUGCUAUCUGAAUAUUGAACCAUAGAUUGUCGAUAUAGUAUAGCUUGCAUUUAUCGGUUCAAAAGGAUUUUCCACCUCCAGAAUGGCACUCUUAAUAGCUGGAGGGGUUACGGCAGCGGCAGUCGCCGCUGUCGGUUCAACGGCAGGCCUCAUCAGGCGUUUCAUGGACCGGUAUAUCAUCGUAGCAAACGGCUCGCCGCAAGCCAUCUUUGUUACCGUGGAGCAUGUGAAAGGCAAAAGUGAGUCCUUCAUUGAAAUAGGACAAUCCAUGAAAUUUACAGUUUCUAACAACAGGCCUAUAACAAUCAGAGUAAAAAAGUGCACGAAAAGUACCUACGACGCAGAGGUUUGUGAUUACGACUAUCGCAAUUUCAUCGCGAGGGAGGCAACUACUGGAGAUCUGAUCCUUGUUCGAGCAAGAAAAUGGAAAGUGUGGGAGGCUGAGCCUUGCAAGCAGAACAAACAGGAGGAUUUUGUGAAAGUGAAUUCUCCACAUCUUAGAGAGAUGUUUUAACGUCAUCAACUGUCCCUUCAAAGGACUAUUCAUCUACUUAAAACUGACCACCGGCUCCUAUAGAUGGCGAGCCUCUCAAUCUCGGCAACCGAAUUCAAAUUUGAGGCAAUAUGCAUGCAUAAAUCGUCUUCACUAAAGGGACUUGGUAACAUUGUCAAGAUGAGAUAAAAUGGUGCUAAGGUAGUGACUUCCAUGCUAGACGUACAAUUUAAUAUAAUCUGAAAGUUUGAGUGAAAACGAACCAUUAUUAACGAUAACAAUUGGGCAAAACUGAUCUGAUCGAUACCUUAAUUCUCCCAAGUAUACAUUACAAUUUAAUUACAUUUUAGGGGAAUCUUAAUCGUCAUAAAGCAAUGAGUUGGCUAUAUAUACCAUUCCAGACAUUUAAUUGUUGAAAGAGUUUUAAAACCCUGUUUUUUGUCUUAUUUUCAAGGACAAACCGUUGGAAAAAUUCAAAAAUAGUUUGGAGAAAUCACGGUUAGAGGGUGUUGACCAGUGAGGGCAAGCACAGUAGAAGAAAGAUAAUAAGUAACAUUUCAUACCCAAAUCACGCAAUUUUUUAAUCACCCUUCAACAAUGUUACCGAGUCACUUUAACCACUUGAAUGCUUCAGUAGACUAAUAUGACAAGCAGUGAAUUUCAACAGUGGGCUUUCGUCACGAGAGCAAUGAACAAGGCACAUAAAUACUUUGAUCUCUUUCUAAUAUUGUAAUCUAAGGAGAUUCUAUUAAAACAUAAUAAAGAGUUUAAUAACGAAUAGUUUUCAUUGCAUUCGAAAACAGAUCUCACCAAUAUGUUUCUUAAUGUAUUUCAGUUGGAAAUUUAUAGCCGUUUUGGUCUACAAAUAGUUCAUCUGCAACCCGAUUGGUCUAUUCCAAUAUGGUUUACACCCAGCCAGUCUGCUAUCCACAUGUUUCAUUAAUCAUUUCGUCUACUUUUCAUUUUGUCUAAUUUCCAUUUGGUCUAACUGGGUCUAAUUGUUAGUUUGUCUAAUAUAUUUUUUCGCUUCUAUCCAAAUGUUUUAAUAAUCAUUUAAUCAUAAAUAAUAACCCCCUCUAAUGAUUGUUAGACAUUAUGGAUGGUAAACGAAAUAGGCAUUUAUACACAAAUUGGGAAUUGGACCAAAAAUGGAUAAACUAGAUGGGUAGUAGACUUUAUAUCGGAGAUAAGGCCAAAUGGAAAUUAGACCAUAGACAUAGGCAAUUAGACAUAUUUGUUAUGCAUGUAUCUCUCCCGAACCCUUAGUUACCAACUAUUCGAUUCACCUGCAAAGCAAAGUAGCAUCUCGAUAGAAAUCACUUUGCAAACAUUUGCUCUUGCUAUGUCGUUCAAGUCUGUGGCAAUAUUUCCACUUAGGAGCUUUUCUUCAAGAAGUAUGUUUAACAUUUGUAAAUGUAUCUAUUCGGAAAAUCGAUGUACAUGCAUAAUUUUUCCAAGCUGUAUUGUCUCAUUUAUUAACGAUAACAUUUGAUAUUUUAGUGUACAUAUAUUUGAUUAUUGUAUGAUAUGCCUUACCAGAGUCGAUUUUUAUAUUUCAAAUAUUUGAUAUGUAUUUUUUUAAUACUAAACCAGUGUUAAAAGUGUCGUCAAGAAGCCAAUCUUGCAGAACCAUUGUGUUGCAAAACAGAAUAAUAAUCACAAAUAUCAUUUUUCUAGGGACAAUUGUUCCUGGUUUUAAUUCGUCAAAGUUAUAGGUUACGGUUGCAAUUUGGCCCAGAUAUAAAUUUGGCCUAUAAAUAGAGAGUAUUAUUAUUAUCAUAAGUUUCUCGUUAAACAAUAUAAUAUGACCAAAUUAAAUCAAAUACAUUAUACUAUGUUUAGAAAUCUGAUUAAAUAAAUGCACAUCAUAUAGUGUUACA